This is a messenger RNA of Cryphonectria parasitica EP155, 949 nucleotides long. RefSeq lists its product as uncharacterized. Bases 1 to 876 code for a protein of 291 amino acids. Gene Ontology annotation, molecular function: phosphatidylinositol binding. The transcript is spliced from 2 exons. Lineage: Eukaryota; Fungi; Ascomycota; Sordariomycetes; Diaporthales; Cryphonectriaceae. The record is from RefSeq and is a predicted model, not a curated record.
AUGAGGGAACGUCUCUUCCAGUGGAGCACCAGAGUCGGCGUCCCCGUCAACAAACUAACCAACAAGCUUGGUUCCGAGGCCUGGUGGCCUUCGACUUUGGACAUUGAAUGUGACAAGGCCGCUAGGAUCCUUCAGUCCUUUGCCAGUAUGUCCAACAACCCCAACACACCCAAGCAACCCGCCGGCCCCAAACAAAAACCCAAAGUCCUCGUCAAGAUCCCCCAAAAAGCCAUCGAAUCCGCCGCCGGCCUCGCCAUCUUCACCACCUUCCGCACAGGCCUCCACAUCUCGGGCGCAGGCGGCUCCGGCGUCCUCGUCGCCCGCUCCGCCGACGGCACCUCGUGGUCCCCGCCCUCGGGGUUCCUGGUGCACACGCUGGGCGCCGGCUUCAUGGUCGGUCUGGACAUCUACGACUGCGUGUGUGUGCUGCGCACGCCCGAGGCCGUGGCUGCUUUUACGCGCCCGCGCCUGUCCCUGGGCGGCGAGGUCGGCCUGGUGGCGGGGCCUGUGGGUGCUGGUGCUGCCGUCGACGCGGCGCUGCUGAAGAGCACCAAGCCUGUGUGGGGCUAUGUUAAGAGCAGGGGUUUCUACGCCGGAGUCCAGGCUGAUGGGACGGUGAUCAUCUCGAGGCCGGAUGCGAAUGCCGCCUUUUAUGGCGCCAAGGGUGUCAAGGUGGAUCAGAUUCUCAAGGGCAAUGUGCCCGCCCAGGGUCCAGAGGGCAUGUGGCCUGGGGGAGCUCGCCGUCUGAUGGAGGUGCUGAAGAGCGCCGAGGGGAGGCGGGACGUGAAUGAGGGCUUGUUGAAGGAGGUUGGUGCCGGACCUACGCCAGGAGAUCUGGGCCUGGAAGACGAGGGCGCACGAGACGGCAACGAGUGACAAAGCAUGAGCGAGGCUGACAUCUCUUGGCAAUGACAGUGACAAGUAGGCAAUUGUAGUAUUUCUGAUUCUG